Molecule: messenger RNA, 552 nt
Organism: Phyllostomus hastatus (greater spear-nosed bat)
Lineage: Eukaryota; Metazoa; Chordata; Mammalia; Chiroptera; Phyllostomidae
Gene: LEMD1
Product: LEM domain containing 1
Exons: 5
Coding region: 1-552 (183 amino acids)
Source: RefSeq, a predicted model, not a curated record
AUGGUGGACGUGAAGUGUCUGAGUGACGAUGAAUUACAGCAUGAACUUGAUAAGCUUGGAUUUUCACCUGGUCCGGUACUAUCCUCCACCAGAAAGCUGUAUGAAAACAAGCUAAUACAGUUGUUGGUCUCACCUCCCUGUGCAUCAUCACCUGUGAAGAAUGAACCUGGAGAGCAGGACGGGGCUCAGGGCUGUGAUGACAAUAAAGAGCUUAAUGCCAUUGUCAUUGUGAAAGGAAAUAUCACACUCGCAUCAGAAAAAAACAAGGGACCCAAAAAAACGCUGAGAUCUGGCCUCUGCCCCACCACCAUCGUGGAGCCCUUGGCCAAGUGUGUGAGACUAGCAGGUGUGGGGGGGGCCUCCAGAGCCCCAUACUCCAGACUCAAAGGACGGAGUGACGCUGAAGAGAAAGACUGCCGCGCAAUAAACUGUAGUGUUGACGGCAGGGACGUAGAAAGGUUUCCAGUGGGCGUGAAGCUGGCCGCGUUUGUCAUCUUCGUCAUUGUGGUAUUUGUCUACAUAACUGUGGAAAAGAAGCCCCUCUUGGGUUAA